Oncorhynchus nerka (sockeye salmon) is the source of this 5965-nucleotide messenger RNA. RefSeq names its product partner and localizer of BRCA2 (gene palb2). The record is from RefSeq and is a predicted model, not a curated record. Gene Ontology annotation, biological process: double-strand break repair via homologous recombination. Gene Ontology annotation, molecular function: protein binding; DNA binding. Lineage: Eukaryota; Metazoa; Chordata; Actinopteri; Salmoniformes; Salmonidae. Gene Ontology annotation, cellular component: nucleoplasm.
AGUCAACCGGCUGUUGCAUUUUCGGUUAUCGAUUGGUCUUGUCUGGACCGUGAAGUCGCGGGAGAGUUUGGACAAAAAUGGUGGAUAAAUAAAUAGAGUUCACUAAGGCCGUUUAAAAAAAUAAAGUAUCAAUUUACGGUCUGCUUAACAGGAUGGCGCUCCCAUAGACACCAAUGCGAUAGCAGUUGGGUCUGGUCUGCUUUGUUCAUUGAUUGAACCAGAAAAAACAGCGACUGGAUUGGAAUCCUUCCUGCCCCCUUCAAAAAACGUGACUAGCUAGCAUAUUGACGCCGAUAAAUACAGAAACAAAUGGCUUUGAAUGGUGACCGUUAGGAUCGCGUGACAAGAAUGGAGGAUAAUUUGGAGCGCGUGCUCCAUUGCGAUGACAAGGAGGAGUUGAGGCGGAAACUGGCCCUGCUACAGAGGGAGUACUCCAGGACAGUUCAGAGAUUACAGCGAGCUGAGCGUUCAGAUGCCGUGCGGAAGCAUGUGAGGAGUCGGAUCUCUGAGCAGAACCUCCAGGACCAGACAGACCCAGUCCCAGCCAGCACCUUUCCCAACCCAGCUCUACCUCCCCUCUCCCUUGGUAGCCCUGCUAGGACAGCCCCAGGUUCGGCCUCACCACCAGGCCCCGCUGGAGACUCGACUGUGGCGGCAUCGUGUCCAGUGGAAUCUGAGAACCCCAGGCGGAGGGGUCCGUCCAUCCGCUUCCUCCUACCCGUCCAUGACUCUUGCCCUCGGACACCUGACCUUAACCCUCACAGACGAAGCCACUCCCUCCGGCUGAGGUCGCGGAGAAGCCGGCUGCGCUGGGAGCGGACGGGGAGGGUCCAGGGCGGUGAGGGGGCAGGGGGGAGGUACGACACGGAGACCAGCGAGGAUGGGCUGGAGCUGGAUGCACAAACAGAGAAAGAAGAGGACGGAGAGAAGAGAAAUAUGGAGGAAGAGAAGGAGGGUGUGAAGAAAAAGCUGGAGAGGGAGGAGAAUGAGAGGGAAAUUCCAGAUAAAGAGGCAAUGAAACAGAGCGAUGGAGAGGAGAGAGAAGAACAGAGGACAUAUGGACCGAAGGAGAUCGGUUCACCCCUUCCUUCUCUGAGGAGAGAUGGAGAGGAGAGAGAAGAACAGAGGACAUAUGGACAGAAGGAGAUCGGUUCACCCCUUCCUUCUCUGAGGAGAGAUGGAGAGGAGAGAGAAGAACAGAGGACAUAUGGACAGAAGGAGAUCGGUUCACCCCUUCCUUCUCUGAGGAGAGAUGGAGAGAAUGAGAGAGAAGAGGGAAGUGAUUCAGUAGCUGUGGGAGACUCCGUGUUAGGGGCUGUUGGGUUGUGUAACACUGGGGGAGUCCUGGACUCCUGCACUCUGGUGGAAGGUCUACCGUUCCCUGUAGAAUACUACAUCAGAACCACAAGACGCAUGGCCUCUUCACAGAGCCACAGAGACCUGCAGGCUGUCAUUCUGAACCAACUCAACAGGGGGCGCCACAGAAGGAGCAGGGGCCGGAUGUCUAACACUUCACAGUCCGACUCACUAGCACAACCCUCCAAUCACCGCCCGUGCUCAAGUCAACUGACCUCAAACUCACCGAACAAUCGCACACCGGUUGAGGAGCCAUCAGCCAAUCAGAUGCUUACCGCUGAGUCAGGGACCAAUCAGAGUGAGCGUUUACCUUCCAGAGCCUGCAGUGUUCGGCCUAUCAGAGGCCGGAGGAGGAGAGGAAGGAGGCCGACACUGGGCCGCUCUCUAAGUUUGGACUCGGAUCCCCCAGCACCAGUCCCAGACAACACCCAGACCCCGGCUGCUAUUAGCCCAGCCUCACAGCCUCUCCCUGGGGGUGGAUGUCCGGAGCGCUGGCCUCUCUCUGGAGGUGUGGAGGAACAGCUUUAUCCCAUCUUCAGAAGGAGCUGUGUCUCUCCCCUCAUUCACACAUCAAAGCAGAGCAAAGAGAGUGUGUGGUCUCUCCUCCUGCCCUCCUCCCUCUCCCCUGGAGGACCAGCAGUGCACCCUGGGAGUCUGGGCCGCGUCAUCUCAACCUUUGACCUCCAGGAUUUCCAUCUCCCCGACGAUCAGUUCGGACAGCUAAAGCUCCAGAAGCUUCGCGCCUCAUUUGCCGUUGCCGUCCCAGAACCCUUCUCACCUUACAACAUGCGUCGUCGCCGCAACAGAGGCUCGGUCCACGGUCUCCACGGCGACACAGGCGGUCAGACGUCUAAAGCGCCUACGCAUGAGCCCCUCCCUCUCAGCCUCACCCCUUCUGUCACAGACUGCGUCACUCCGGUAGAACAGUCUGUAGACAGAUAUAUAGGCCAGCAUCUUAUAGACCACCCUAUAGGCCAGCAGUCUACAGACGCACUAGACCAUUCUACAGACCUCCAUUCGGAGUACCAUUCAGUUUGCCAGUUUACAGACCACCCUGUAGACCAGCCUACUGGCCAUCAGUCUACAGACCACUUUGUAGACCAGCCUACUGGCCAUCAGUCUACAGCCCACCUUGUAGACCAGCCUACUGGCCAUCAGUCUACAGCCCACCCUGUAGACCAGCCUACAGGCCAUCAGUGUACAGACCAACCCGUAGACCAGUCUACUGGCCAUCAGUCUACAGACCAACCUGUAGACCAGCCUACUGGCCAUCAGUCUACAGACCACCUUGUAGACCAGCCUACUGGCCAUCAGUCUACAGACCACCCUGUAGACCAGCCUACUGGCCAUCAGUCUACAGACCACCCUGUAGACCAGCCUACUGGCCAUCAGUCUACAGACCAACCCGUAGACCAGUCUACUGGCCAUCAGUCUACAGACCACCCUGUAGACCAGCAUAUAGGCCAUCAGUCUACAGACCAACCUACUGGCCAUCAGUCUACAGACCAAUCUGUAGACCUGCUUAUUGGCCAUCAGCUAACCGUUUUAGUAGGCCAGUCUAUAGACUUUCCUUCAGUAGACCAGCAGACAGGCCUACUCACUACUGAGUGCCCUUCCCUUCAAACUGAAAACGAGACAGAGUGCCCUCCUGAGUGUCCAUCCUUCCACACAAAGACUAAGGGCCUUUCUCCGUGCCCUACGGAGUUCUCUGUCGAGUGCCUUACCAAAUGUCCUUCCGUGUGCACUACUGAGUGCCCUUCCCUCCGGACGGAGACAGAUGCAGAGUGUGCUGUCCCCCCCAGCCCUUCCCUGCUCCUCCUUAGCUCCUCCUUAACCAGCCACACCCCUCACGGACACACCCUCUCCCUUUCCCUCUCCUCCAUUCCCCCCUUACCUUCCUUAGGGAUGACCCCUAGCCCCUUGACCCCUAACCCCAACAUACCCCUCUCCCUCCCUGACAGCCCCCAUUACCUUCUUUGAGGCGGUGACUCUCCCCCUCUCCUGCCCUCCCUGCCCCCCACUCUGGCCCUCCCCCUCUCCUGCCCUCCCUGCCGCCCCACUCUGACCCUCCCCCUCUCCUGCUCUCCCUGUCCCCCUACUCUGACCCUCCCCUUCCCCUCUAGUCCCUCCACCCAAGCCCUCUCUCCUCCCUCCCUCUCUCCCUGCCCCUCGCCAAUCUUCCCUCUCUCCUCCUCCCCUCCUUCCUCCCUUGCUCUCUGCCACCCCAACCUUGUUGAUUCCCUGCCCCAACUUUUGCUCCCUCCCACUCCUCUACUACUGCCUCAAUCUCUCCCUCCAACCCCAAAUACACCCCCUCCAUCGUCCCUUAUCCAGCUUCUCCGCCAGCCAGCUCCCUCUCUCCACUCAACCAGACAGGCCACCGAGGAGAGAGGAGAGGGAGAGGAGGAGAGAGCGUGGAGGAAGAAAGAGGAGAAGAGGAGGGAUGGGAUGACAGAGGAGGGUGUCCUAACGCUCUCUCACACACUGAAGGCCCCUGCAGGAGGCAGCCUGGUGGAUGUGUGCUGUGUGUCGUGGCUGUCAGUAGGUGUAUGUGUAGCGGUGGCAGGAGAGUGGGAGGUGUGUGUUUGGGGUCAGAACAAGCCCCCACACUGGAGACGACUCCACACCUGGACCUUCAUAGAAUCAGUGAUGUCAGUGUUUCCUGUGUCGGACGCUCCUGGGCUUCUGUGUGUGACUCUGGGCCAGCUGGAAAUCAGAGAGGCCAGGGUCCUGUGCUGCUCCAGUCUGUCCCAGGCGGUGCUGUGUGAGGGGGAGAUCCACAUGGUGGUGGGCAUGUCCAACCGAAGGCUGGUUAGCUCCUCCUACUCUGUCGCCACAACCCCGCUGCAGGUCUACACACUGACACAGGAUGGCAGGCUGCAGGCCUGCCUGUCUUUGGUCUGUCCUACUGAGCGCGUGCAGACCGUGGCGGCGGUGGAGGGACAGACUGACGCUCUGAUUGGCUCAACCCACGGAGGACAUGUUGUUCUGUGGAACGUGACGACGGGGCAGCUGCUGCGGAGCAUCAAUCUGGGAGAUGGUUUCAAGGAUAUGACCUGCCUCCGAGGAUACUCCCUCUGCGGGGUGCUGUUUGUCCUGUUGCAACACCCGUCCCUGUGUGCUGUGGAGGAGGAAGAGGGAGGGGCUCUGUUCUCGCUAAUCGCCACCAACCCUCUGACUGGCACCGUCGCCCUGGCAACCAGACUAGGCCUCCCCAAAGCCUGCACCGGGAGGCUGGUGGAGGUUGAUGUCCAUGGAUCCAGUGUGAUUGGGGUUUUCCGGUCCGGCUCCGUGUGUGUGUGGCAGCUUGGGGGGCGUCAGGGCCAGCAGGGAGUCUGGUUCCCAGAGCUGGGGUGUCAGCUCGCCCGUUGGGGGGCGCAGGGAACUGUCCUGACGGCACACCUCAAUGGAGACGUCUGCUUACACCUCUACAGACCACUAUAGAACACUCUGAACAACUACAGACCACUAUAGAACACUUUGAACAACUACAGACCACUCUGAACUACUAUAGACCACUCUGAACAACUACAGACCACUUUAGACCACUCUGAACAACUACAGACCACUAUAGACCACUCUGAACUACUAUACACCAGUCUGAACAACUACAGACCACUUUAGACCACUCUGAACAACUACAGACCACUAUAGACCACUCUGAACAACUAGAGACCAGUCUGAACAACUACAGACCACUUUAGACCACUCUGAACAACUACAGACCACUAUAGACCACUCUGAACAACUAGAGACCAGUCUGAACAACUACAGACCACUUUAGACCACUCUGAACAACUACAGACUACUAUAGACCACUCUGAACAACUACAGACCACUAUAGACCACUCUGAACAACUACAGACCACUAUAGACACUCUGAACUACUAUAGACCACUCUGAACACCUACAGACCACUUUAGACCACUCUGAACAACUACAGACCACUCUGAACAACUACAGACUACUAUAGACCACUCUGAACAACUACAGACCACUAUAGACCACUCUGAACUACUAUAGACCACUCUGAACAACUACAGACCACUUUAGGCGACUCUGAACAACUAGAGACCACUAUAGACCACUCUGAACAACUACAGACCACUAUAGACCACUCUGAACAACUACAGACCACUCUGAACUACUGUUAUACAUGCCAGAGAGGCAUGUUUGUUCUACCAAACACAUUUCUAUCUGAAGGUUGUCCAAUGUGUCCUGCUGAAUGCAGCCCAGAAGGGUCUGCUACAUAGCAGGAACAAUGAGUUAGCACUCUAACUUUGAUAAGCAACCAGAAAUAACUAUUGAUUUUCUGGUUCAUUUAAGAAAGCUAAACUUAGAUAUGUGUUUUUGGUUGUUUUAUUAUGCCAUGCACUUUAUAUAUUUCUAUAAAACAAGUUAUUUCUGAAUAUUUAGGCAAGUUAGCUGGGUAACACAUUGAUCUUGCUUAGUCGUAAACACCUGCAACCGUGACUUCUGGUGCUGAAUCACAUUUUUGAUUCUGAUUCUUCUGAAUCACUUUCUACCACAUCCAAAUGACGUGGUUCAAAUGUUUGGUUCCUGAGUCUGUUCCAUAUGUUCCUACAUAUAAAUGACAUGGUUCAACUGG